AGGUUCCUAUAAGGUGUCAGGGUGUCACUGUCUAUUUCUCCAUGGAGGAGUGGGAGUAUUUAGAAGGACACAAGGACCUCUACAAGGACGUCAUGAUGGACAAUCAGCCGCCCCUCACAUCACCGGGUGGAUCCAGUAAUGGGAACCCACCAGAGAGAUGUCCCUGUCCUCUGUAUUCCCGGGAUUCCACACAGGAAGGUCACACCAUCCCUCACCAUCAUAAGGCAGAUGGAUCCAGUAAUGGGAACCCCCCAGAGAGAUGUCCCUGUCCUCUGUAUUCCCGGGAUUCCACACAGGAAGGUCAUACCAUCCCUCACCAUCAUCAGGUUGCAGAACUGAAAGACAGCAAAAUUGAGGUGAAAGAGGAAGAAGAUGAGAAAUUCAUGUAUGGAGAUCAACAGUCUAUGGAAGGGAGUGGUCAUCUGUAUUCUCAGGAUUCCACACAGGAAGAUCACACCAUCCCCCACCAUUUUCAGGAAGAACUGAAAUACAUCAAAGUUGAGGUUAAAGAAGAAGAAGAAGAGACGUUUGUGAGUGGAAAUCAGCAGUCUAUGGAGGAGGGGGAGAUGAUUAUGAAAAGUAAACCGGAGGAACUUUCUCUACAUAUUGAAGCAAGUAAGUCAUAAACACUAAA
Messenger RNA from Staurois parvus, 634 nucleotides. NCBI's taxonomy places the organism in Eukaryota, Metazoa, Chordata, Amphibia, Anura, Ranidae. The record is from the annotation of a GenBank genome assembly.